Bactrocera neohumeralis is the source of this 1661-nucleotide messenger RNA. Its product is annotated as putative methyltransferase C9orf114. The coding region runs from base 115 to 1587 and encodes 490 amino acids. Lineage: Eukaryota; Metazoa; Arthropoda; Insecta; Diptera; Tephritidae. The record is from RefSeq and is a predicted model, not a curated record. The transcript is spliced from 2 exons.
UUUCCAUUUUCUACACGUGCAUUUCACAAAUAUCGUAAACAAUUUUUAUAAUUCCUUAAGUUAAUAUUUCGGUAUUUAAAAUCAAAACAAUUACAAAUUAUAGGAAAAUUAAAAAUGCCACCAGUCUUGAUAGGAAAGGAGCCACCAAAAUCAUGGAAAAAAAUUAAUGAGGAACGAAAAGCUCUAAAAAAGCAACGUAAACAGGAGAAACUGCUGAAAGAUUUGGAUAAAAAUUCACAGUCUGUCCUCGAGGGAGCUAAGGCUAAUGAUGAAGGUAAAGACAAUAUUAAAGCCGAUCCUUCAACAAUAAGCAUAGCGGUACCAGGUUCUAUAUUGGAGAAUGCACAAUCUGCCGAACUACGUUCCUAUGUGGCUGGCCAAAUCGCGCGCGCUGCUUGUAUUUUCCGUGUACAUGAAGUAAUAGUGUUCGAUGAUGUAGGUGUGGCAACGGCACGUGAAACGAAACGUAAUUAUGACUCUGAUGAUGGUGAAGAAAAGGCAAACGGUGGUGAUUCCCGGCCGCCAACAGUGCGGAGUAGUUGCUUGCAAUUAGCGCGUAUCCUUCAGUACUUGGAAUGUCCUCAAUAUCUACGAAAGUUCUUUUUCCCCUUACAUAAAGAUUUAAAGUACUCGGGCUUGUUGAAUCCAUUGGACACGCCACAUCACUUGCGUCAACAAAACGUGUUUCUAUAUCGUGAAGGCAUAAUUUCGGACAAAAAGGCAAAAGACGGUCAUUCGUAUGUUAACGUGGGCUUAUUGAAUGACGUGUUAGUUAAUAAAGCCAUUGAACCGGGUGUCCGCGUCACAGUUAAGCUGGAUAAUGUGAAAGAUAACAACAAGAAACUGCGGGGCAAAAUUGUCAGCCCAGAAGAACCCCGACGAGAAACAGGCAUUUAUUGGGGUUAUUCAGUACGGAUUGCUCAUUCUCUUGCUGAAAUUUUCACAAGGGGUCCCUUUGCUGGUGGGUAUGAUCUUACAAUAGGUACUUCCGAUCGUGGUACUAAUGUGCACGAGGUGCCAAACCGUUCGUACAAAUUCAACCAUCUACUUAUUGUAUUUGGCGGUUUAAAAGGUCUCGAAGAGGCCCUGGCUAAUGAUGAAAAAUUGAAUGUAGAUGACCCUGCUCUACUCUUUGAUCAUUAUGUGAAUGUGUUGCCACGUCAAGGGUCGCGUACAAUUCGCACGGAGGAGGCAUUGUUAAUUGCUUUGGCAGCACUGCAGGAAAAAUUCGAACCCAGUGUACCGGAAGUGGAGGAGAAACUUGAUGAAUACCAACUGCCGCGCAGUGAUGAUACUGGCAUCCGUCCAGAUGUGAUUAAAAGUAAUAAGAAAAACAAAAAACGUAAAUUUGAAGAACAUGUGAACAGUCAUGAGGAUAACGAGGAAGAGCACCGAAAGAAUAUAAUGGAAAGUAAAACGACACUUAAAAAUUCAAGAGAUGAAAACCAGCGUGCACCUUCAGAAGCUUCAAUGCAAUUUAAUAAUGCCUCGAGUAAGAUUGAUGACGACUUCGAAGUAGUGCCAACGAAUGAGAUCCAAUCAAUGGUACCAACUAAAGAUUUAGGGGAUCUAAGUCGCUUUGACUAAUUAAGUUUAAUUAAUACUGUAGGAAACUAAAUAAUCAUUAUAUUAUAAAUUGUUUAUAAACAUUUUAAACAAUA